Molecule: messenger RNA, 516 nt
Organism: Blepharisma stoltei
Lineage: Eukaryota; Ciliophora; Heterotrichea; Heterotrichida; Blepharismidae
Source: the annotation of a GenBank genome assembly
AUGUUUCGUUCUUUUACGCUAGUGAUAAUUUUUGCUUUUCUCUCGUGCUCAGCAGUCACAUUAGUAUCAUUUGAAAGUGUUGACAUUGUAAGUGAUGAGUCAUGAACUGUUCAAGGCACAAAUUAUAUGGGCAAAGCGGUUGAGGCAUGGAAUCAUCCUCAAUGAACUUCAAUUUCUGGAGCAAAAUGGAUCUGGAAAAGCUUUUAUGCUGAAGAUCCGUGAAAUGGAGAGACCUAUAUGUUCCAAAAGGAGUUCAGUAUCAAUGGGCUUCCUACUCAGUCUUCGCUCACAAUUGCAGCUGACGAUAGCUUUGCACUUAUUCUUAAUGGAAACUUAGUAGCAUCUUCUCAAAACUGAAAUGAAGGGCAGGCUCAAACUUUUAAUGUGCAAGGCAAAUUAUUGCAAGGUAGAAAUACUGUGCAAGUCGUUGUAAGCAAUUAUGUUCGAGAUGGGCAUUCGCAGUUCAAUACAGGUGGUCUUCUCUUUAAGCUAACUGUUACAUGACUUAAUAUAUAA